CGGACGGUUUCCUCAUCCUCGCUGACUUACGUCUCUUUUUACUUCUUUAUUGUCCUCGUCGUCGUCUCUGGCUUCAGACGGAAUCCAUUCGUUCUCUGACACACUGGCUCGAUGUGGCCAUUCUCGGGCAACGGCCUGCGGCACUCGACUGUGGAAUACAUCCCGCUCUUCAACCCAAACGCGUCUCUCCAGUCUGUCUAUCCUCGGAACAAGCAGCAAUGGCUAUACGUCGUGAUCGCGUUGCUAUCAACGAUGAAUGUAGUACUAUUAGGCAGGGCAUGGUACACGUACAUCCCUGCGCCAUCAUUGCUCGACUCGUAUCAGAUCCUAAAACCACAAUUCGUCGUAGGACGGCAGGACCUCGUCCAACCACCCCGAACAGACGACGAAUCACGUGCGGUCGUCACCUCCCUCUACACCGAUGCCUUCGCCUACCCCGUCGCCGCCCUCGGCCACUCUCUCACCGCCGCAGACGUCACCGCCCGCAAAAUCCUCAUGUACCUCCCCAACCAGGUCUCCCUCAAAGCACUCUGCAUCGCCCAAGCCGGCGGCUGGCAACUACACGCCGUCCCACUCAUUUCUCCCCCAACCUCCAGCGCGUCCGGGAUCGGAAACCGUUUCGGCGACCAGUACACGAAGCUGAACCUGUGGACGCUCGACCAGAUCGGCGUCAAGGCCGCCGUGUACCUCGACGCGGACACGAUCGUGCGCAAAAAGUUCGACGAGCUCUGGAAUCUGCCGUACGACUUUGCUGCGGUCCCGGACGUGUGGGAGACUGCGCGCGGGUUCAUCCUUGGCUUCAACGCCGGCAUGCUCUUCCUUCGGCCUUCGAACGACACCUUCACGAAUAUGAUGAACAAUUUGGAGCACGCAGUCUACCCCCCGCACGAGGCCGAGCAGGCCUUCCUGAAUCUUUACUUUGGCGGCGAGGCGGUGCGCCUGCCGUACGUGUAUAACGCGAACCUCGCUAUCAAGACGCGGACGAAGGACUUCUGGAAGGCGCUGCAGGACGACAUUCGGAUAGUACACUACACCACUAUUAAACCGUUCUUCUACAGCGGAGGGAUCCCUACGCGGGAGAAGAUGCAGGAGGAGGUGGACAGGUCGAAGACUAAGCGCUGGGGCGAGUACAAGGAGGAGGUCUUGUGGUGGGAAGAGGCAUGGCACGGCGUCCUAGAGAAUCCAGAGCUAGAGAAGUGUUUCGAAGACGAUCUGAGCUGGUGAGGGGAUUAGAGAGCAACCGGUCGGUCGGUACUACGAUUAGGAGGGGGGCCGUGUUCGAGUGGGCAGGGUACGCUUCAGACCUUCGUGGCGUGUGAGAUAUAUGGGCUUCGGGUGAUAUGGACAGUCAUUUGACGGACGCUGCAAUCCGUUUGUUGUCGCAUCUGCAUUCCUCUGCAUCCUUUUCGGUUUUGGUUUUGCUUAUUUAUAUUGUUGUUUCUAAUUAUCGUUUUUAUUAACCUCAGAUCUCAGAUUCUAUCCUCGUCGAGUAUCGGGGCUCCACACCUCUCUCUUCCACCACCCGCAGUCAGUCGUCUUCAUCGCGGUCCACCGCAAAACACUCCUUUUCGCUGUUGGUUUUCCGAUGUUCGGCGAGCAUUGUACUUCAAUCUUCUUGAAUAAUACAUUGGCGUGUGUGUAUCACAAUCA
Stereum hirsutum FP-91666 SS1 is the source of this 1650-nucleotide messenger RNA. RefSeq names its product nucleotide-diphospho-sugar transferase. Gene Ontology annotation, molecular function: glycosyltransferase activity. Lineage: Eukaryota; Fungi; Basidiomycota; Agaricomycetes; Russulales; Stereaceae. The record is from RefSeq and is a predicted model, not a curated record. The transcript is spliced from 2 exons. The coding region runs from base 112 to 1224 and encodes 370 amino acids.